This is a messenger RNA of Closterium sp. Yama58-4, 1968 nucleotides long. Lineage: Eukaryota; Viridiplantae; Streptophyta; Zygnematophyceae; Desmidiales; Closteriaceae. The record is from the annotation of a GenBank genome assembly.
AUGCGUCCUCACGAGCUCGCGCACCUCUCGUCAUUCCCAAGGCUGCGAAAGCUCGUCCUCGCCGUCGGCAGCCUCACGUCCGUCCCUGACUCUCUUCUGUCGCGGAUAGCCGACACGUGUCCAGAUCUGACGGACCUCCACGUCGGUUCAAUGGAGCGAUGCUACAGGCGCGGGGGCUUCACUGAGAGCGGGCUUUCUUAUCUUCUUGAGAGAUGCACUCGGCUGGAGGGCCUUCGGCUUUAUUGCCAGCAGUUAGUAACUGCCAUUCCUCCGUCAAUCGGCCGCCUUGUUUCACUCAAGAGCCUGCACAUCAACGGCGGCUCUCGCCUCCCAGACGCGUUCACCUCGUUACAGUCACUCGAGCAUCUCGUGCUUGAAAUGUACGGCCUGGAUGAGUUGCCUCAGCAUUUCGGCAAUCUGAGCCUGCUGAAAUCGCUCCAUCUGAACGGCUACCUGCCGGUGCUUGAAACCCUACGACUGGAGGCGGUGGGGGGGAUCACAAAUCUGCCCUCGAGUCUCGGGCAGCUGCAGCGGUUGCGGCUCCUCUCCGUAAUCGGCUGCAACGAUAUGAUCGCCUUGCCUGACUCCCUCUCGCAUCUGCCUUCCCUCACGGAGCUCAUACUGCUCGACCUGACGCUCGACCGUCUACCUCACGGCGUUGGUCGAUUGCCAUGCCUACGCACACUCAACCUUGACGUUGGCGAUCUCUUCCUCCUGCCGCCCUCUGUAUACCUUGCCACAGCUCUCAAACACCUCUCGUUUGAGUACUCCUCCGCCCCACAAUCUCUGCCCGAGGAGUUCGGGCAGCUAACUGCUUUAGAGACCCUGAGCCUGGUUAAGCUUUCGCAGCUCACCAGUCUGCCCGCAUCCUUUGGCGACCUGACGAGCCUCAAGCAGCUGAAAAUAGCCGAAUGCGGCCAGCUGGCGCAGCUUCCAGAUUCCAUCAGCCGCCUGUCUUCCCUUGAACUGCUGGAAAUCUUUUACUGCUGCUACCUGACAGAGCUACCGCAGGGCAUGGGGGAUGGACUGCGCAGCCUGCGCGGACUGAAACUGCUUGAAUGCAAGGCUCUCAUCUGCCUCCCUCCGUCCUUCUCCAGCCUCUCCUUAGAAACCCUAAAAAUCCGUCGUGCGACCAGCUUACACGGCACCCUGCCAGGCGGUUUGGCUCGUUCCACAAGCCUCAAGAAGCUCUCUCUCUCCUCCCUGCCGCACCUGACCGCCCUGCCUGCCUCCCUCCCUGCCACCGCCCGCAACCUCACCAAACUCGUGCUGCUCAGCUGCAAGCAAAUCAAGGCGCUGCCAGAGGAGAUCGGACGGCUGGGAACGCUCGAGAAGCUGAGGCUCUCUGAACUUCCCGACCUGAAGUCGCUUCCUCGGUCGCUGUGUCAGCUGCAGCGGUUGAAAUAUCUGGAAGUGAGUUCCUGCAGCACGCUGGAGUCGCUGUUUGGGGAUGAGAACCUGGGAGCGGCCGGGCAUGACCUUGGGGGGAGUAGAGCCCUCCUCAGCUUGGGGGGAGAAGCGCUCAAUAGUUUCAGCUGCGGGGGAUCCAAGGAGAGUGGCGAAUCUGUGUUCUUUCCAUCCCUUGAGGUCUUCAAGCUUUCGGCACUUCCACUGCAGCGGCUCGGUCCAUCGCUGGGCUCCUUCCCGUCGCUAACCAAGCUGGAAAUCCUCGAAAUGCAUCGCCUCACCUCGCUCCCAGCCUCCAUCUCUCACCUCUCUCGCUUGCAGUCUCUCACGAUGAUAGUGAUAUACGGUUCAGCGAAUCUGGACGAGGGAGAGCGUGUGGUGGGUGGCUCCGAGCAGGAAAAUGAGGGGGUGGCGGAGAUAGGGGAGGAAGACGGGGGGAGUGACGGGGAGGAGGGAGAGGGGAGCGAAGGGGAGGGGAGUGAAGGGGAGGGGGGAGUGGGAAGCGAAAGGGACGGGAGUGAAGGGCUGUGGAGUGGGGAAGAAGGGGAGGUGGUGGAGUGA